This is a messenger RNA of Aphidius gifuensis, 684 nucleotides long. RefSeq names its product SET and MYND domain-containing protein 4-like. Lineage: Eukaryota; Metazoa; Arthropoda; Insecta; Hymenoptera; Braconidae. Gene Ontology annotation, molecular function: protein binding. The transcript is spliced from 3 exons. Bases 1 to 684 code for a protein of 227 amino acids. The record is from RefSeq and is a predicted model, not a curated record.
AUGGAGAACAAAAAAGAAUACACUACUGCAAAAGAUAAAGAUUAUUUACGCAAAUCAAUCGAAGCAUACACAAAGAGUAUUGCUUUUGCACCAGUUGAAUCCAAAGAACUGUCAUUGGCUUAUGCAAAUCGUUCAGCUGUAUUGUUCAGAGCAAGACUCUAUGAAGAUUGUCUUCUUGACAUUGAACGUUCAUUAAAGAGAGGCUAUCCAGAUAAAUUAAAAACAAAAUUAUUUUUACGUCAAUCAUUGUGUUUCAAAGCAUUGAAACCAAGCUCAGAACUUGAAACAGGUAUUUCAAAGGCUAAUGCAAUCCAGUGGCUUUCUUAUUUAAAAAAAUAUAAUCGAACAUACGACAUCACAGAUAAAUAUUCAAAGAUGAUGAAUGAGCUUAAUGAACCACGUGAAAUUAUUAAAUUUAUACCAGAAAUAAAAAAUGAUAAUGCAAUAAUAGUUGGUGCAUCUGAUGCAAUUGAGUUGAAAAAAACUAAUGAAAAUCAUCAACAUAUUGUUGCAACAAGAGACAUCAAAUCUGGUGAAUUUAUUUACAUUUCUGAACCAUUUGCAACAACUCCUGGUGAUAAAAUACGUUUUACAAAUUGUUGGCAUUGUUGUCGUCAAACUUGGGCAGCUGUACCAUGUGAUAAUUGUCCGAACGUCAUCUAUUGCUCUGACAGAUGUCACUAA